Messenger RNA from Cuscuta europaea, 1174 nucleotides. The record is from the annotation of a GenBank genome assembly. Lineage: Eukaryota; Viridiplantae; Streptophyta; Magnoliopsida; Solanales; Convolvulaceae.
AUAUGCCUGAUAUUAACGUGUCCCAAAUAUAAACAUUUGUAAAUUCAAAAUUGAAUGCUCCAUUUAUUUUUCUGUCUCAGGCUCCCAAAAGUCUGAAUGUCCAAGGAAGUCUGCGGGGAAAUCUCCCUGUUCCGCUCCCUAAUAGAAAACCGAAGGUUCAUGCUCAUAUUGAGUUGCUCUUCUUUCUGUACCUCUCCUUGGAAGGAUUUCAUUUUCAUUCACGAAGGUGUGCCACAUUUGUGCAGAUUCGAUGACAUAACUCUCCGAAUUCUCGAGUCAGUUUUAGUCUGCAAGGAUGUGAAAUUGCUGCUCCAAAUAACCUCCACUUUAAAGAAUUUCAUGCGAUACGAAUCCCUCCAAGUCCUCCGCGAAAUUACCGCUCUCAGAUCUGUUGAUGAUAAUCUAAACAUUGUCGAAUUUCUCGUCCGCAUUUUUGCUCUUAUCGGGGAUGAUGAGAGUUGUUUGGCCUUGAGAUAUGAGGCAUUGCUCAUGAGAGAACGAAAGGCUCCAAGUGAUCAGAGACUUCGAGUCUCAUGUGUUGAGUGGUUCGCCUUUGCAGAACAUUCAUUUCAGAAUGGUUUUUGCUCUAUUGCUAGAAUGGCAUGUGAGAAGGCAUUGUUAUGUUUCGAUACAAAUAGCAUUACUUUUGAUAGCGAGACUGGACACCACUUCAAUUAUUUGAUUGAGAAAAUCGAGGAGCUCAAAGAUUCUGCUGCUAUGACUUCUUCUUCACAUUCUGUUCAGGCAAAGACAGCACAAUACUUGAAGAUUAAACCAGUUGAGACAAACUCAGAUCAAACUUUUCCCCUUAUUGAAGUUAAAGGUUCCGCAAGUGAUAUGUUUCGUGAAGGGAUUAAAAGACGUCAUUUGCGGCAGUUGCAUGAUGCUCGAGGCAGGUAUCGACCUUCAGAAUGAGCUGAAAUUUUCCUGUUCUUCUCAACCUCUUCACCCCUUCCCAUCUUAUUGUACAAGGGAGUGAUUAUUUCUUCUUGUCAUGAUACGUCUUCUCUGCAUUAUGGAGGUGCACAAAGUUAUCAUGACGUUGAUUUAGAAUUGACUUUAUUCCAGAUUUAGUAAUUUGGUUACUGAGCGCCCCUUUAGUUCAUAAAAUGUAAGCUACCAAAUAUAGUAUUUUUUGCCAGUGAAAUGUCGUAGCAUUUAAAUUUAACUAAAA